AUUAGCGAUUACGGAUAACAACUGUCCUGUGAUUGCUUCUAGUUUUGGUAAUUAAAUUAUUUUUUGGCGCGUCGUAUUCGAGCAGCCUAAUUUAUUUCGUAGAACGCUGUUUUUAUUGUUGGUUUAACGCUUCCUGUUUGUUGGGUUAGCAAACCUUUUUAAUUGGCUGUAUGUUAAUAACGAAUUGGCAUAUAAAUGACUGCUCAUUGCUUAUCUAAUAAAAAAAAUAAUCAAUCAGAAGUUUAAACUAACUCAUCAAUAAUUAAUUACUGUCAAUGUUAUUUGAUCUUAUUGGCAUUGUUGGUACGGUUUGUUCUCCAAAUGUUAAGUACCACCUAAGUAAUCUCACACAUAUAAACGAUGGAAUACAUUUUCUUAGUAGCAGAAGUUAAAAGUUUAAAGACAUAAGUAUUCACGCAUUCGAAAGCAUUAAAAGACUCAAAUGAUCAUGAAUUUAGAAAACACUGGAACUACCUUGUAUGCCAGGAAGAUUGGUACCUACUAGUUCACCCGAACGAGGUCUUUUAAAGCAGAUGGCAGUAUCUUCUGCUCAAGUAGUAAGAGUUGGUUAUGGUUCUCGUUUUCAUCCUUAUCAAAGGCAAAGGUUUCAUUUUACUUUACAAGAUAUCGAUCGUUGUUUGUUUGGUAAACAAGAAUUGCGUGUAGUUCGUAUAGGAAAUUCAAAACCUUCCCCAUCUGGCAAUUUUAAAUCUGUCCCUGUUACUUCUGCUAGUGGAAAUCAAAAUGAAGAUAAAAAUAAACCUGCAAAAUGGUGCGACGUAUGUCAAGAAGUUCGGUUUGGAGAAUGUCCAAAACAUGGUCCUCUCCCUUCUCCACAUCCAUCAAUUAAUCUUAAUGGGCCCAAAUCCUAUGCUGUUUCUACCUUUCCUGAUGAAGUUGGACUUUGUAUUUCAACUAUUCCGCUGGCUGGUUAUGGUGUAUUUGCAAAACUGUUUAUACCUAAAGGAACCUGGAUUGGACCUUAUGAAGGAAGAAAGAUAUCUGUAGAAGAUGGACUCAAGCAAAUUAGUGAAGGAGAUGCUCCUUUUUUAUGGGAGAUUUAUGAAAACUCUCGGUUGUGUUAUUUUCUUGAUGCUAGUGAUGAAAAUACCUCAAGUUGGAUGCGAUUUAUUCAAUGUGCUCGACAUCGGGCCGAACAAAAUAUGUUUGUUUUCCAAUACUACGGAAGUAUUUACUAUCGCGUUUAUAAAGACAUUUUGGUUGGUUCAGAGCUAUUACUUUGGUACGAUGAAAAAUAUCCACAAUACCUUGGGAUUCCUUAUGAAAUUCGAGACUUGUCAUCUCAUUCCAUGGAAAGUAUUCAAGCUCCUUAUGAAGUUUCUAGAAUAGCAGAUAUAGAAUCAGGUAGAAUCAGUCACCCUGAUAAUGGAAGAUUAAAUCCGCCAGGAUUGUUCCUCCAGGGUGGAAAAGCGAAUAUAAACAAUGGUAUUAACGAACCCCCUCGUAUCCCACCCUUUGGACAUAUGCACCAACAUCAUACUCACGAAGCAAGUACAUAUCAACUACCCCCUGUUCAACCUCCAACAUUGAGUCAAGCGCCAUACGUAAUGGAUUCACGUCUUGGUAGGAUUGCACAGCCAACUUUAGAACACUCUGAUUUUCCCAGAUCCGAUCUUAUGAUAAGAUCUGCUAGCUUAGAAGACUUUCAUAAACGCAAUAGCUCUUACCACUCUGAUUUUGUCGAGAGACAUAAUCAGCGAACACCAGUUCCACCCCAGCAUAUGCAGUCUCAUUUCUCAUCAGGGUUUUAUAAGCAUCCCCCUUCUGUAAUGUCCGUGUCAGAAAAUUCUAAAGUAAAAAUAGACGACUCUGCAAGAAGUAAUGAUAAGAAUAAUAUUGAAAGAGAACGUUUUCGAAAUGAAAGAGAUUUAUCUGAAAGGGAACGUGCUCUUCACGAAAAAAUAGCAUUCCAAGAGCAUGAAAAAAUGGUUAUGGAAAAAGGGAUGUUGUUGCAAAAUAAAGAUCAAGUAAUGCAUUUCGAGAGAGAUCGUAUCAAAAAUGAAAGUGAGUGGGAUUUAUUUCGAUGUCAAGGGUGUGGCAAAGGAUUUAAUAACAAAGGAACUUUUGAAAAACAUAAUUGCAUAGUAAAUGACGUUUUAAAGUCAUUUCAAUGUAAUCGUUGUCAAUUACUUUUUCAAGACCCUUCGCUACUAAAAGAACAUAUGGCCACUGCCCAUAGUUCAGAACGCCUUUUAAAAUGUAGUGUAUGUUUUCGAUCAUUUUCAGGAACAAAUGCUUUGAAUACUCACAUGCGUAUUCAUAGCAAUCUCAGUAUAAAUGACCAUGGAAUAAAAGAAAGUAGAAUGACUGAGUGCUUAAAGUGCGGUAAACAAUUUCCAAACAAUCUCGAAUAUAAUAAACACUUCAACUCUCAGGGAGAGUGUACAGGAUAAAAAACUUUUUUUUUAAUAUCUUUAUCAAGUAUA
Hydra vulgaris (swiftwater hydra) is the source of this 2447-nucleotide messenger RNA. The record is from RefSeq and is a predicted model, not a curated record. Lineage: Eukaryota; Metazoa; Cnidaria; Hydrozoa; Anthoathecata; Hydridae.